This is a messenger RNA of Trichoderma gamsii, 1770 nucleotides long. Its product is annotated as CAIB/BAIF family protein. The coding region runs from base 1 to 1770 and encodes 589 amino acids. The transcript has 2 exons. Gene Ontology annotation, molecular function: catalytic activity. The record is from RefSeq and is a predicted model, not a curated record. Lineage: Eukaryota; Fungi; Ascomycota; Sordariomycetes; Hypocreales; Hypocreaceae.
AUGGGCUCAAUAACCAUCACUGGCAAUGCUGCUGCUGAUGCAUAUUCCGUCCCGUUGGCCGCAAACAAGGUAUUUGAGGACGGCAUCAUCUCUAAUCCACUCAUAGCCAAAGAUCUCCCGCCAGAGAUCAAGAAUAAAAAGACCAAAAUCACCUUUACUGGAUCUGCAAAUCCAUCUCUGCCCGUCAACUGGAGACUUGCAGAAGCUGUGUCGUCUCUCAAGGCACUGGAAGCAGCUUUAGUGGACACAAUACUCCAGCGCCGCUACAGCCUGGAGCCUCAUCAAAUCACCAUCAACACCGACCAUGCGAGCCUCUUCAUCUUUUCUACUCUCCUCUGGACCAUCGACCCUGUUGCCGGAGGCGAGAACAUCAGCCCGAACAGCCUCCGUGAAGCAAAUAAGAAUCUCUUCAAAUAUUUCCCCAACUGCGACAAGCAUCGCAUGAACGCUUCCACGCAUCGCAAUCUGGCCACAAACAUCUACAGAUGCGCAGACGGCCGCUACUUUCAAUCUCAUGGGUCUCUCAACCCGACGCCUACGCUGCUCAAUGUUGGCCUUUCCGCAGAAGCGGACAAAGACACGAAUGUUUAUGACUAUGCUGUGAAGCCAUUUCUCGAAGCUUUUGGCAACGUUGACAGCGAAGCCUUGCAGCGAAUUACAGAUGAGACGCGACAAGCAGGCACCAUCUGCUACACCACCGAAGAAUUUCUUAACUCGGACCAUGGAAAGGCCAACGCGCAUGUCGGGCUCUGGGAGAUUCGCGAGACGGCAAACGAGUCGCAGCGGCCCUGCUGGUGGGACACACCUGCGUCUCAGUCAGGCGUUUCUCGACCCCUUGCUGGCAUCAAAGUCGUUGACUUGACACGCAUCAUCGCCGGCCCGAGUAUCACUCGCAGCUUGGCCGAGCUAGGAGCCAGCGUGAUGCGCUGCACAGCACCUCAUCUACCUGACGUAGUUUCUCUCCAAGCAGACCUGAAUUGGGGAAAAUGGAACUGCAGUAUUGAUCUCCGAGAGGAGGGUGAUCGGGAGAAACUGAGGUUGCUCAUUCAGGACGCCGAUGUGGUCGUGCAAGGAUAUCGUCCCGGUGUGCUUGACAAGUAUGGAUUUGGUGAAGACGACAUCAUGAAAAUGACUGAGCAACGAUCCAAGGGCAUAAUCUAUGUGCGAGAGAAUUCGUACGGCUGGCAUGGGCCUUGGAAGGAUCGAAGCGGAUGGCAGCAGGUUGCCGAUGCGAACACCGGCCUGAGUUACUCCUUUGGACGAGCCAUGGGCCUUGAUGAACCCGUCACGCCCAUCUUCCCGCACAGCGAUUACUGUACCGGUGUUGCGGGCUCUUGCGCAGUCCUUCUCGCACUGCUGCGUCGCGCCGAAAAGGGCGGUUCUUAUAGCGUCGACCUCUCACUGAAUUACUACAGCACAUGGCUUAUCCGAUCAGUCGGAACAUAUUCCCCUGAGGUGUUUGACAAAGUAUGGGCGGAGCAUGGCCGACCCGUCUAUCGCCACUGGCACAACAAUGGCGUCUCAGCGCCUGAAACUGUGAAGAGACUCAAAAAUGGCCCGGCGAGUGAGAGGAUUCUGCGCCCGGAAUAUUUUGAGGACAGACGCUCGCCGAGUGUUCUUGGAGAAAAGGCGUUUCGAGCGGUGAAGGGAGUAGCGGAUUGGGGCGGUGUUGUUGAUUUGAGAUAUAAUGUUGGGACACGAGGCAAUGGGACUGACGCGGCGAGAUGGCCAGAUGAUUUGACACAGGAGGUGGUGCAAGAGCUGGUGUGA